ACGAUAAGGGUAGGCAAGGAGAUAGGGAUGAUGGAUAGGAAGUUGACUUGCAAGUUUCACAAGCCUUUGGAAUGAACCACAUCGCGGAAUUGAGUUUUGGUUCCAUUUCGACUCGGAGUUAACGAGAAUGGGGAUGGUCGUUCUGCCAUUUCUGGGAAUGGUGAUGGCGGAGUGUGCGCAGGUUGGCUUAAUCAUUGUCAGCAAAAUAGUCAUGUCUCACGAUCUGAGAGUCCCCCAAUCACAAUUUCUACUCUCUGUGGUUUUUUCUCACUUGGGUUGCUCGGCUAUUUGGCAUAGGUAUUUGGGUAUGCUGGGAUUUACUACAGCUCUGCUACACUCAGCUCGGCUUUGCUCAACCUUGUCCGUGGAUUUACCUUCAUUCUUGCUGUUGCUUUUCGAUAUGAAAAAGUGGAAGUGAGGCGAGUGAGCAGCCUUGCGAAGUGUACAGGGACAGUGUUGUCCAUUACUGGAGCG
Neltuma alba is the source of this 474-nucleotide messenger RNA. RefSeq lists its product as uncharacterized. NCBI's taxonomy places the organism in Eukaryota, Viridiplantae, Streptophyta, Magnoliopsida, Fabales, Fabaceae. The transcript is spliced from 4 exons. Bases 128 to 418 code for a protein of 96 amino acids. The record is from RefSeq and is a predicted model, not a curated record.